Molecule: messenger RNA, 942 nt
Organism: Musca vetustissima
Lineage: Eukaryota; Metazoa; Arthropoda; Insecta; Diptera; Muscidae
Gene: Teh2
Product: protein tipE
Exons: 5
Coding region: 13-894 (293 amino acids)
Biological process (GO): regulation of sodium ion transport
Molecular function (GO): sodium channel regulator activity
Source: RefSeq, a predicted model, not a curated record
AUUCUCGCCAUCAUGAAGAAGAGUAAUACCGCCAACACAAUCCUGUCGUCACUACCGACCAGUCCGACAAUAUCGGCUCACAAUCACACAUACACCGGUGGCAGUAAGGCCAGUCUGCAUAGCAGCCGUUCCAGUCGCACGUCGCUAAAUCAGUCAUCGGCCAAUGUUAAGAGCAAUAAAAUCGAUUUGGAAAUUGAAAGUAUUUUGGAAAAGGCCAAAUUCUAUACAUCAGUAUGUUUGGGUACCACAGCUAUAUUGUCGGUUUUUACAUUUCUAUUUUUAAUACCAUUCGUUGUUGAUCCCGCUAUAUCAACGAUAAUUGCCGAUUAUGAUCCAGUGCCGGUCACAUGCAUUGUCAUUGAACAUAUUCAGGCUGCUGGCAUUAAAAAUUGUACCUGGAGCUCAUGUCGAGAGGGCUGUACAUCAUCACCCAACAAAUGUCACCAAUUGUAUGUUAAUUAUACCCGAAUACCAUUCCAUGAAUGGGAGAAAAAUCCCCGUGAUUUGGAAACCGUUAUAUGGGAUGUUAGUUUUACCCGGUUUCUUAUAAAUUCGGAAGGAUGUGGUUAUCCCCCAACCACAAAUUGCAGUGUCUUUGCCCAGCAGUAUGGUUUUUCACACAUUGGAGAACCAUUCCCCUGCUAUUACAGUCGUGCCUAUCCUGAGGUGGUUAUUGGCCGUUAUUCAUGGGAAAAUAAUUUGGUUCACUUGUUGCUGUCACUGAUCAUACCGACGGUCUUGUUUGCCUUAUCUAUUGGCGUUCUCAGCUAUUGGUAUUGUCCAUGCUGUGAUAAUGCCUGCAAUAAAUCGUCAAGGGUCUAUGCUGAGAAAUUCCCCACAAAGGAAGACAAACUACUGUGUCACAGUGAUGAUGAGGAUGAAAUGGAAUACUAGUUACACUCACUCACACAUUUAUAAAUAUAUAUAGUUAAUAUAGACACG